Molecule: messenger RNA, 1597 nt
Organism: Piliocolobus tephrosceles (Ugandan red Colobus)
Lineage: Eukaryota; Metazoa; Chordata; Mammalia; Primates; Cercopithecidae
Gene: DNASE1L2
Product: deoxyribonuclease 1 like 2
Biological process (GO): DNA catabolic process
Cellular component (GO): nucleus
Molecular function (GO): DNA binding; deoxyribonuclease I activity
Source: RefSeq, a predicted model, not a curated record
GUCCUGGUGCCAGAGCUGCUGCUAGAGGGAGUCAGUGCAGUCCUGUGUCAGACACGCCCGCAGCCUGGACCCGGGAUCCCCAUUCCCCUAGAACCCCUGAGCCUCGGGCCUCCGCACCCACAUCCAAGGUGAGUCUCUCCGCUGGCUGAGCUGGGGCUGGAUGGGUCAGACUCUCUAUUCCGGCUGCAGCUUCCCGCGCAGUGAGAAGGCAGCGGUCCCUGAGAGCCUAGCAGUGCCCUGGGAGCCUGCAGAGCGCAGGGGCGGAUUCUGCGUCGCACUGGCUGUCACGGGGCGGCCUCGGAGGAGAGGGGUGGGUCGGUGGGUCUGACAACAGGUCUGCGUAGGCGGCCGCUUCUGUCCCUCCCAGGCCCUCGCUCCCCGCAAUGGGCGGGCCCCGGGCCCUGCUGGCCGCGCUCUGGGCGCUGGAAGCCGCCAGGGCCGCGGCGCUUCGCAUCGGAGCCUUCAACAUCCAGAGCUUCGGCGACAGCAAAGUGUCAGACCCGGCUUGCGGCAGCAUCAUCGCUAAGAUCCUGGCGGGUUAUGACCUCGCGCUGGUGCAGGAGGUGCGAGACCCAGACCUCAGCGCUGUGUCCACGCUCAUGGAGCAGAUCAACAGGGUGUCCGAGCACGAGUACAGCUUUGUGAGCAGCCAGCCCCUGGGCCGGGAUCAGUACAAGGAGAUGUACCUGUUCGUGUACAGGAAGGACGCGGUGUCUGUCGUGGACACAUACCAGUACCCGGACCCCGAGGACGUCUUCAGCCGCGAGCCCUUCGUGGUCAAGUUCUCGGCCCCCGGCUCAGGUGAGCGGGCCCCGCCCCCCCCCUGCCGCGGGCCGCCCCCCCCCCCCCGCCGGGACCUGACGCCGCGACCCCUUCCCGCAGCAGCGCAGAAGCUGGUGCUGAUCCCGCUGCACGCGGCGCCGCAUCAAGCCGUAGCGGAGAUCGACGCGCUCUACGACGUGUACCUGGACGUGAUCGACAAGUGGGGCACCGACGACAUGCUGUUCCUGGGCGACUUCAACGCCGACUGCAGCUAUGUGCGGGCGCAGGACUGGGCCGCCAUCCGCCUGAGGAGCAGUGAGGUCUUCAAGUGGCUCAUCCCUGACAGCGCCGACACCACGGUGGGCAACUCAGACUGUGCCUACGACCGCAUCGUGGCCUGCGGCGCCCGCCUGCGCCGAAGCCUGAAGCCCCAGUCGGCCACCGUGCACGACUUCCAGGAGGAAUUCGGCCUGGACCAGACUCAGGCUCUCGCCAUCAGCGACCACUUUCCGGUGGAGGUGACCCUCAAGUCCCACAGAUGACUCGCGGCCUGGCUGGGGCAUGCCAUCUGCAGACCCUGGCCCUGAGGAAUGGCCCCACAGUGGUCCCUUCAGGGUAGCAGCCACCCUUCAGUGAGGCUCCAAGGCAGAGUUGGCUGGGCGUGGACCAGGGGCCAUGGACACGUAAUGGGCUGCCCUGCAACUCCGUUCCCCAUCUGUGAGACGGGCUGCAUCCAGCGACCUCAGGGGGUGUUGUGAGCCCCAUGAGGGGCACAGAGGGCACUGCCUGGCAAAUCUCUGCUCAAUAAAUGAGCCACUCCCAGCCGGGCCCCACA